AUGAAUCGCCUCUUCGGCACCAAAGCCACCGGUCCAAAGCCAACCUUGGACGAUGCCAUCUCCAAAAUCGAUACCCGCGUGUCCUCCCUAGACGUCCAAAUCUCAAAACUAAAUGCCGAACUAGCAACCUACCAGUCCAAAAUGUCAAAAAUGCGUGACGGUCCCGCGAAAAACUCCGUAAAAACCAAGGCUCUCUCUGUCUUAAAACGUAGGAAACAGUAUGAGACUCAGAGGGAUCAGUUGAUGAACCAGAGUUGGAAUAUGGAACAGGCUAAUAUGAUGACGGAUAAUUUGAAGAACGUAAUGACCACCGUCGACGCCCUCAAAACUACAAACCAAACCCUAAAAAAGCAAUACGGCAAAAUAGACAUCGACAAAAUAGAACAACUCCAGGAUGAAAUGGCAGACCUCCUCGAAAUAGGAAACGACAUCAACGCUUCCUUAGCAAGAGCUUACGAUGUACCCGACGAUAUCGACGAAUCGGAGUUGGACGCCGAACUCGAGGCUCUAGGCGCAGAGGCAGAGCUCGGCUGGAGUGAAGCAAACAUGGAAAGCGAGAUACCCAGCUUCCUGCAAGAAGAAGUGCCGACGUUUAUAGAUGGUGGUAAAGAUGAAGUUAAGCCGGUUAAGGAGGCUGCUGCAUGA
Molecule: messenger RNA, 645 nt
Organism: Orbilia oligospora ATCC 24927
Lineage: Eukaryota; Fungi; Ascomycota; Orbiliomycetes; Orbiliales; Orbiliaceae
Exons: 2
Coding region: 1-645 (214 amino acids)
Biological process (GO): late endosome to vacuole transport via multivesicular body sorting pathway; vesicle budding from membrane
Cellular component (GO): multivesicular body
Source: RefSeq, a predicted model, not a curated record